Messenger RNA from Lachancea fermentati, 1572 nucleotides. The record is from the annotation of a GenBank genome assembly. Lineage: Eukaryota; Fungi; Ascomycota; Saccharomycetes; Saccharomycetales; Saccharomycetaceae.
AUGGUUUUGGCCGAUUUAGGAAAGCGUAUCAAUAGCGCUGUGAAUAAUGCGCUCUCCAACUCCCAAGAUGAUUACACAACAACGGUGGAUGUAAUGUUGAAAAGCAUCGUAACAGCUUUGUUGGAGAGUGAUGUGAAUAUCAAACUUGUGUCGAAGCUGCGGACCAAUAUCAGAAACAAACUUUUGGAAUCGAAGAGUAAGUCUACAAAUACUGCACAAACCAAGAAACUUAUACAAAAGACUGUAUUCGACGAAUUGUGUAAUUUAGUCGACUGUGAAACACAACCAUUCCAACCUAAAAAGAAGAAGCAGAAUAUAAUUAUGUUUGUGGGUCUUCAAGGUUCUGGUAAGACAACAUCGUGUACAAAGCUUGCAGUAUACUACUCCAAAAGAGGUUUCAAAGUGGGGCUUGUGUGUGCGGAUACUUUCCGUGCUGGUGCAUUCGAUCAAUUGAAACAGAACGCAAUUAAAGCUCGGAUACCAUUUUAUGGGUCUUACACGGAGACAAACCCUGUUAAGGUGGCUGCAGAGGGUGUGGCAAAGUUCAAAAAGGAAAAAUUUGAAGUAAUCAUCGUUGAUACAUCAGGUAGGCAUCAUCAAGAGGAAGACCUUUUCCAAGAAAUGGUGGAAAUUUCGCAAGUAGUGAAGCCCAACCAAACUAUCAUGGUUUUGGAUGCGUCAAUUGGUCAGGCAGCUGAGCAACAGUCAAAAGCUUUCAAGGAUAGCGCAGAUUUUGGUGCGAUUAUCCUAACCAAAAUGGACGGUCAUGCUAAGGGUGGUGGUGCUAUAUCCGCAGUUGCUGCCACGAAAACCCCAGUCAUCUUUAUAGGUACUGGUGAACACGUACAUGAUUUUGAGAAAUUCUCUCCUAAAUCUUUUGUCUCUAAGCUCUUGGGUAUCGGUGAUAUUGAGAGCUUGUUAGAACAAUUUCAAACUGUCUCCAACAAUGAAGAUACCAAGGCUACUAUGGAGAACAUUCAACAAGGUAAAUUCACCCUGUUGGAUUUCCAAAAACAGAUGCAAACAAUCAUGAAGAUGGGACCUCUUUCAAACAUCGCAAAUAUGAUCCCAGGAAUGGGUAACAUGAUGAAUCAGGUAAGUGAAGAAGAAACUACACAAAAAAUGAAAAGGAUGGUUUUCGUCCUUGACUCGAUGACCAAACAGGAGUUGGAAUCUGACGGAAGAAUAUUCAUCAAGGAGCCUAGUAGAUUAAUAAGAGUCGCAAGAGGCUCGGGCACAACGGUGUUUGACGUAGAAAUGAUUCUUAUGCAACAGCAAAUGAUGGCUAGAAUGGCCCAGUCGUCUAAGGCUGCACAACAGGGCGGUAAGAUGCCAGGUAUGCCUAACAUUCCAGGAAUGCCAAACGUCUCACCCGCAAUGAUGCAACAAGCUCAGCAGAAACUGAGACAAAAUCCAAGCCUAAUGAAGAAUAUGAUGAACAUGUUUGGUGGUGGGCAAGGUGGCGGUCUCCCCGGCAUGGGCGGAGGCAUGCCUGACAUGAACGAAAUGAUGAAGAUGAUGCAAGAUCCUCAAAUGCAGCAGAUGGCCAAGCAAUUCGGUAUGGGGAUGUGA